Messenger RNA from Corythoichthys intestinalis (scribbled pipefish), 946 nucleotides. RefSeq names its product histone H1-like. Bases 248 to 919 code for a protein of 223 amino acids. Gene Ontology annotation, cellular component: nucleosome. The record is from RefSeq and is a predicted model, not a curated record. The transcript has 3 exons. Gene Ontology annotation, molecular function: structural constituent of chromatin; DNA binding. Gene Ontology annotation, biological process: nucleosome assembly. NCBI's taxonomy places the organism in Eukaryota, Metazoa, Chordata, Actinopteri, Syngnathiformes, Syngnathidae.
CUGCGUGUAGCUCAGCUGACGCCAGUGAAGAGGUGACUUUUGGAAGCUCUGUAACGAAAAUGCAGGAAGUAUACAACUUUCAAAUACCUUUUAUGUGUUAACACACGUGCGUGCUUUAUAUUAAAACAACUUCCGGCGUAUUAAAUAGUUUCUACCAUGAUUUAUAACCUUUUGAAGUGUGCAGAGAAAACACAACCUGCUGCUCGGGAAUUAUAUCAGUCGAAGCAUCCUGACUCUUACGAACGUAAUGGCAGAAGUAGCACCAGCUCCAGCAACCCCGGCUAAGGCGCCGAAGAAGAAGACCUCCAAAGCGGCAAAGAAGAAGCCUGGUCCCAGCCUUAGCGAGCUUAUCGUUAAGGCUGUGGCUGCUUCCAACGAGCGCCAUGGCGUCUCUUUGGCCGCCCUCAAGAAAUCACUGGUCGCCGCCGGUUACGACUUGGACAAGAACAAGUCCCGCGUGAAGACCGCCGUUGUCGGACUGGUGACCAAGGGUACUCUCGUCCAGACAAAGGGAGUUGGUGCUUCAGGUUCUUUUAAGAUGAACAAGAAGGCGGAGGGGAAAGCGAAGGCCCCGGCAAAGGCUGCCAAGAAGACCCCAGCCAAAGCGAAGAAGCCCGCCGCAAAGAAAGCGACACCGAGCAAGAAGCCUAAAUCUGCCGCAGCCAAGAAGACGGCCAGCAAGAAGCCGGCGAAAAAGGCAGCUAAAUCAACGACCCCCAAGAAAGCAGCUAAGAAAGCCACCAAGAGCCCGAAGAAGGCAGCGGCCCCCAAAAAGGCUCCCGCGGCCAAGAAGGCUUCAGCGGCCAAAAAGAGCCCUGCUAAAAGGGUCGCCAAACCCAAAACUGUCAAGAAGGCAGCACCCAAAAAGAAAAAACAUGCACAUUUGAACCAAUCAGAGCUAAUCAUCUCUGCUGAUUAGUGCUGCGUGCAUUAGCACAUUGACGUG